UUUCUCAUCAGCAAAGACCCCAACCAAUGAAUCAAUCACAAAUGUCACUUUGACUUCAAAUCAGUCACGUGGAUUUGCUCAUCAGUGCGCACGUGGCUGUUUUACGGUUAGCUACUUUCUGUCAUCAGAAUUCUAAUAGAAGGGUGUCUGAGAUGGACAGCAACAACAGAGAGAAGGUGAAGUUUGACUGGCUACAGACAACACUCUGCUCACCUACAAAGUUCCGCAAGAGCAAUGGUGGCGCACCCAAGCCCAUCCGUUGGAGUGUGUCGCCCAGUGAGGUUUUAACUGCCCCUCAUCUGAACGUGUCGGCUGGCCUGGGAGAGCUGGAGGGCAUCUGCCUAGACACACCCAAGAGAAAGGAGGUCACCUCGUCAGACGACCCCAGCGGGAGCAACCCCUUCACAGGGAAAAUCAAGGGGCUCAGGAAAUGUCUGAAAGAUCUCACUCCCUCCAAGGCGGUACUCAAGGACACAACAUCCCAGUCAGAAAGCCGUGUCUCCUCACCUACACCUUCGGCCUGUGGUCUGAAGAGGAAAGACCGGACCCCACAGGAGGGGUCGAAGGCCAUUUACCUGAAGGCUUUGACCGCCGCUAUCAGGGAAAGAGGAGAGAAGCAGUCCCCGGCCAAAGCGACUGCCGAGAAAAGCCCUUCUUUCGCGAAGAAGAAGUCCACAAAAAAUAACCAGUCUUUGGACACAGCCAAUGACAACAUGCCCAGUUUGGAACCAGACGACUGCGCGGCUCUUGACUUGGACUGCUGCUCAGCCCAGUCAGGGAGCGAGUCAGAGGACAUGGCUCCCCUCGAGGGCGGAGACUACUAUUUCCACCCAAUGGUGUUUGAGGAAACAGGGACACAGGAUGAGAACACUGGUCUCAAAAAAGACACAAGGAGUGUGGUGCUGAAAAGGGAUAACUCCCCUGAUUGGUCAGAUGUUGAGGACCCUGUGGUGGUGGAGACCUUCUCCCAGGAGGAGUCUCCAUCGCAUUCCACUGCCACGGUGGAGCCCAAGAGAGAGGUCAGCAGCAGUGACUCGUCCUUACCUGCUCUGGACUACAUUCCUAACUCUCUACUUUACUUCACGAAGCCUCAAACAUACCACCCAGACACCUGGAAACUCAACUUUCCUGCUGUGAAUGCUCAGAGUGGUAGCAUUACAGCGCCCUCUCUCACCUCCCCCUCUACAAACAGACUGAAUGGUGUUGUUCAGCCACCCAGUGAGAGCCCAGCUCAGCCCUUCCCUCAGUCAUGGAGGACGGUGUUAAUUUCCUCCGAGCAAAUCCCCCAAGAGAAGCCAAACAGUGCACAGCUGCCUGCCCCUGGGACACCCAGGACUGGCAUGGGGGGCAUCGGUGUCCCAUGCUCCCCCAGCAGUGUCUCCUCCUCCCCGGACCCCUUUGCUCUGUGGGAGCCUGCUAUUUGCUCCAGCAACACUUCACCUGCUACACACAAAAUCCACCCCCUGUUCUCCAGCCCCUACCGCCCCUGUGAACAGACCUUCCGAAGGUACUCUGACGGAGGCCACUCCUUUCCCUCUUCCUCCCCCUCCAGGUGCUAUGACAACAGCACCAACACCAGGAGAAUGUCAGUGGGGGUGGAGCCUAUCUGGGCAUGCGACCCCUCCCAGCGGAGGGUGAGCCAACAUGGCUUCGUGGACACCCACUGCCACCUGGACAUGCUGUGGGGCAAGCUGGGCUUCCGGGGCACCUUUGCCCGCUUCCGCAGCCUGCACCAGAGCAGCUUCCCGACUGAUUUUCACGGCUGCAUUGCCGACUUCUGCAACCCUCGGAUCAUGGUGCGGGAAGCGCUGUGGGAGGGCCUGCUGGCGGAGGAGCUGGUCUGGGGGGCGUUCGGGUGCCACCCCCACUUCGCCAAGGAGUACUCUGAGGUCCACGAGCGUAGCAUUCUAAUGGCCAUGCGACACCCUAAAGCUAUAGCCUUUGGCGAGAUUGGCCUGGACUACUCCCACAAGAACUCCACCAACACAUCCAGGCAGAAAGAGGUAUUUGAACGUCAGCUGAAACUGGCUGUGGCUAUGAACAAGCCUCUGGUGAUCCACUGCAGGGACGCAGACGAUGACCUGCUGCUCAUCAUGAAGAAGUGUGUGCCCCAGGACUACAAAAUCCACAGACACUGUUUCACCAACAGUUACCCGGUGAUCGAGCCCUUCCUGAAGGAGUUUCCCAACCUGUGUGUGGGCUUCACGGCUCUCAUCACCUACCCUACGGCAUACGAGGCCCGUGACGCGAUCCGCAAGAUCCCCCUCGACCGCAUCCUCCUGGAGACAGACGCACCCUAUUUCCUGCCCCGACAGGUUAGUAAAGAUGUCUGUAGGUUUUCCCACCCAGGCAUGGGUAUACACACCCUGCGUGAGAUCAGCCUUCUGAAGGGAGAAAGCAUCACCACGGUGCUCACCACGAUCCGACGCAACACCACCCAGCUCUACGGCAUAUGACCACAACGACAGGGAAGGUCACCACGGAGGCCAUGACUACCACCCUUGUAGUAGGCAUGGAAAGUACAAGGUGUAGCUGUCGUAGUGACCUGACACACACUUGCUCUCCUCAAACAUAGGCAGCCUCAUGGAGAGAAUUGUGUUAUCGAAGGUUCACGUUAAAGAUUAAUCGUUAAACUACAUAGAAUAAAUCAACUAUGUUUUCCAAACUGGUUUUGUUUGCAGCCUGUGGCAUUUAACGUCUGAAAAUAUAUUUUUGGUAGUUAACGCAUUGCAGAAAAAUGUAUAUAAGAUAAGAGAAAAAAGGAUGUAGUUGUCAAGCUUUGUUUUAGCUGACCCCAAGCCCUUGCAUAGUUUUAGGAGUUAAGUCUGAGGCUAGCAGGCAUUAGAAGCAUGAAAUGCUCAGUUUGAGCUUCACUCUGUUCUAAAAGAUCCCAAUGGUUUCAGCAACUCUGAUCUCACUCUGGAAUCCAAAUCUUAUUUUAUUUUUACCUUUAUUUUUUUAUUCGAUUUGACGGAAGCUUUAAUCUGUUUAAUUUGGGUGUUUGUAAUCAUUUUACUCUACUUUGCUGACUUGUGAAAUGGUUUGGUUUUGAUUUAGUCGAUGUAGAAGCCUUCCUUCCCUUCCCGGUUCCUUCCUCACUAGCAAAGGUUGUUAUGUACUCAAUUAAAAGCUUAUUUUUACUUU
Molecule: messenger RNA, 3144 nt
Organism: Oncorhynchus gorbuscha (pink salmon)
Lineage: Eukaryota; Metazoa; Chordata; Actinopteri; Salmoniformes; Salmonidae
Gene: tatdn2
Product: TatD DNase domain containing 2
Exons: 7
Coding region: 153-2456 (767 amino acids)
Molecular function (GO): hydrolase activity, acting on ester bonds
Source: RefSeq, a predicted model, not a curated record